UCACAACGAUAAUCUAUUUCGAGAAGUAAACCCGCUGGAGUUUAUAACAAACGAGUUCAACAUGCCUGGAAUUUUUCAAAUAGCUUCAGUCCUGACGCUAUUGUUUGCAACAUGUACCGUGUCUUCGAGCUCGCAGUCUGCCGUCGAAGUGGCUCAAAUCUCCCCGGAAAACCAGACACUGGUCCCGGUACUAGACCACCUGAGACAUAACGACAUCAGUGAUAUCUUGGCCGGGUUGAAUAUCUCAUUCCCCUUACCGUGGAACACCAGCGUGGAGCUGCCGACCAUCGCACCCGCGGAGGACAUUGCGAAGGUCCGAGGAGAGAACGAAGGGUUACCCAUUGUGUGCCGGAAAGAUGUUUGCUUCGAAUCCACGACCUCUGACCUCAAAGGAAACUUCACAUGGAACAACACCUUGGCAGGAGACUACGAUUUUGCGGUGUGUCCAAAUGGCGUCCGGCGAAGGUACAACGGGAGCGACGUCCGGCUAGCCUUCCGCUCGUGCCACCCCCCGCUGGAGUGCAGGCACCUACUGCCCAAGCCGAGGUUCUCAUGCAGUGAGUUGUCGUAUUGGGGUGAUACCAACACCACGUUGUGUCGAUGGGAUUCGGACAUUACGAAUGAAUUGGAUGACAUUCUGUUGGAUCUGCUGGAUGAGCUUAGGGCUGAUGAUAGAGUAGUCAACGUGACGUCACUAAUCGCCCUGCUUCAUCGGACCAAUGAGCUUCUCUCCAAUACGGACCAGCUGACCCAGGAGGACGUCACACAUACCGCCUCCAUCAUUGACCUCUGCAUCACUUCCGGUGUCGAUGACGUAUAUCAGUUGAAGAGUGACGUAGGAGAGGAGCUCGUUGCAAUGGCCGAUAACAUUCUGAAGAUUGACGAUGUGGUUUUGGAGAAUGUACAGGGCGCCACCUACAGUAUUGCAGGUAGUCUCCAGAUCUACGCCGCCAACGUCAAACUGCCAGUCAUAAGCAGACGUGUGGAGCACACUUACUCCAAUAUAAUGAUCGACAUCAAGGAGCCGUCUCGCGACGUCAUCCAACUGCCGCUUGAAUUUAGUUUCUUCAGGCCUGAAUCCCAGGCCGAGACGGUGGCGACGAUCAGGUUCCCGUACUACUUGCUAAGUGGUCUACUUCGAGAUCCAGACAGCAAAGGCACAGACCCAAUCCAACCAAUGAACGUCCCCGUACCAGUUGUCAGAACCACUGCCACGGUGUACUACACCAACAAGUUCUUCAUGGGGGACCUGACUAGCAGAAUACCUCUCGAGGACACCGUACUUCUGUACGCAAAGGCAUACAAAGACGGGGUGGAAGUCAAGCAGGUGGAAGAGCCAUUCUUGAUAACGUUCUACCACACUCACCACACUCACGACAAUGAGUCAACAUGGGAUGACUUGCAAUGUGGUGCUGCCCGUCUGUCUAGAAACGAAUCCAAGGGCUUCCUUGGUGGUUUCCGUACAGUGGAUUUAGAGUGGGAUUCUUCAGCCUGCACCCUGAAUUACACCGACUCAAAGCAAACGGAUUGUAUCUGCAAAGUCCUGGAUCUUCUGGGUCUGAUUGUGGAUAUUAUACCAACACCAGUUCCACCACAGACAACUCAGGAGGUUCCAAAAGAUAUAUUUGAAUUUCUGAGUUUUCCCUAUUACAUGACGUUGGCUGCUCUCUGUUAUAUUGGGUACUACAUGUCCCUCGCCAGCCUUGUUCUCGUCCUAAUGACGUAUACUGUGUUCCCCAAAGUCCGUAGAGGCAGACCCACCCUGAUCUUAAUCAACAUGUGCGUGUCCAUCAUACUCCUCAUCAUCAUUCUGUUAGCGUCGACACUCUUCUCCAACACCACCAUAGGGUGCCGCAUCGCCAACAGCCUACGGCUCUACUUCAUCUUGGUGUCGUUGAUGUGGAACGGUGUGGAGGCGGUGCACAUGUAUAUCGCUCUGAUUAGGGUGUUCGGUACACACACCAGGCACUUUGUGCUGAAGUGUAGCGUCGUGGCCUGGGGUUUACCAUCACUUCUGAUCGGGUUACCGCUGGCCUUCAACUUUGAGAUAUACGACGGCACCUACAAGGACUGCGAAUUUGUGUGCCAGUUAUCGAAGCAGGCAUUUUGUUUUGUUUUCCUCACUCCGAUGAUAGCGAUCGUUGUGUGUAACAGCGUAGUCUUCGUUAUGGUCCUCUGGAUUAUCUGCAAGAUGUCUGCGAGAGACGAGAUGCGACCUCUGUUGACCCAGCUGAUUGGUGCUGUAGCGUUGCUGGUCCUGCUUGGCAUCAGCUGGGGUUUCGGUGCCUCAGCAGCCAUUACGUACACUGAGCCGGAAUCAGACAGCGUGUCGGUCUGGUACUUCAUUUUACAGAUGCUAUUCGUUCUGAGUGUGGCUUUCCAGGGUUUCUUCAUCUUCAUCUUCCACUGCGUCCGCUACCAGGACAUCCGCAAACAGUGGGCCCAGACGCUCCGUUCCUGUUGCCGAAUGUGCCCCUGCCCGACCUGCUGCCAGAAAACCAAAGACGUCGACGGCCAUCUCGUCCUUCCUACGGCCACGCCAAUGACGACACCAAUGACGUCACCACUGUCGACGCCGCGACCGUCGAAUGCCGGUAUUGAGUUGAUCACCACAAAUCAUGAUGAGGAUACCCACUUAUGA
Messenger RNA from Asterias rubens (European starfish), 2641 nucleotides. RefSeq names its product adhesion G-protein coupled receptor G6-like. Lineage: Eukaryota; Metazoa; Echinodermata; Asteroidea; Forcipulatida; Asteriidae. The coding region runs from base 62 to 2641 and encodes 859 amino acids. Gene Ontology annotation, biological process: adenylate cyclase-activating G protein-coupled receptor signaling pathway; cell surface receptor signaling pathway. The transcript has 14 exons. Gene Ontology annotation, cellular component: membrane. The record is from RefSeq and is a predicted model, not a curated record. Gene Ontology annotation, molecular function: G protein-coupled receptor activity.